UAAAAAGUUCACAUAUUUUUAAAGCAAAACAAACGUUGAAUUUUUGAAAAGAUUAAAAACACCCUUCAUAUUCCCAAUAGCAUAUUCGUCAAACAAAAAAUCCGAGGGAGUGGUAGUUUCGGCUCAGCAGAUUCGACGCAGCACAUUUGGUCAGCCAGUUAUUGGGGGGAAAAAUGAUAGAAGCAACGUGAAAAACGCAAGGAUUAAAACGACCUCGAAUAUUAUUACUGAGUCCCCCUUCCCUUUGGGAGAAGCGGAAAGCGGAGCUAUACAGUAGAAUGGAAUGUGCGGCAGCGGAUAGGGCGACGCUGCCGGGAGGGAGUGGAAGGUAUUCCAGACCCCCAGCCUUGGCCCAGAUGGGGGAUGUCUCCUCCCACUGGGUCAGUUUUCAGCCCCUCCACUGUUGUGCUGGCCGUCUGAGCCCAGAGGUGCCUUUGAGGCAGAAGACUACAAGUGUGAUGUGUGAAUGGACCAAAGGCAGGGCCUGAUCCAAGUCCCCUUAAAGUCAAUGGAAGAUUUGCCGCUGACUGCAGCAGGAGUUGGAUCUGCUCCAUAAAGUCACUCAGACUUGGGGGGGAUAGCUCAGUGGUUUGAGCAUUGGCCUGCUAAACCCAGGGUUGUGAGUUCAAUCCUUGAGGGGGCCACUUAGGAAUCUGGGGCAAAACCAGUACUUGGUCCUGCUAGUGAAGGCAGGGGGCUGGACUCAAUGACCUUUCAAGGUCCCUUCCAGUUCUAGGACAUGGGAUAUCUCCAUUAAUUUAAAAAUUUAGUCUGUCGCCUCAUACUGCUUUUGUUCUGUGGUCAACCACAUACACAUUAAAAUCUCAUUUGUUUUCAAGCUCCCACCUUUCAGGCCCGCAAGGCCCUGGAAGGAAUCUCUGUCAGAUGUGGAUUUGCAACCUCUAACAUGGCUUUCCAGAGUCUGUGAUUAUCUACAGCGCUCCAGUGGAAGAACAGUAACUGCAGCAAAUGGCUCCAUAUACAAAUAAGUACACCUAUGAUCCACUUUAAUUUGAUUUAACAAUAGCAUUAAACUAUACAAUCCUCCUCUGAGUUCUUUUAAAACUAGAGCUCAUGGCCUUUCAGACCCAUCUGUGAUAGCUAUCCAGUUCGUGGCCCAAUGUAACAUUUCAAAUGGAGUUCAAGUGCCUUUCAGCUUCAGGUCUAGGGAAAUUAAAAAAGAAAAGCAUUAAAAGAACAAUCCCCAGACUUAGGAACAUUGAAAUACUAUUGUGUAAAGCUGAGGAAAAUAUUUGAUGUGUUGCUAUUUUGCCAUGUCUGAAAAUGAUGGGUUGGAAGAAGAUAUUUGGGAGUACAAAUCCAUUCGGAAACCAAAGUCAGUAUAUCAAAAUAAUAAUUCAGUGAACAUCUCUACAUCUGUGCAGAAAGCAAAUGAUGGGAAGUGCAAAUCAAAAGGAAGUGGAGGUAGGAAUAAUAAAAAAACAUUUGAAAACAAGGACAAGUCUAAGAAAACUGAACAGGGACCAAGACAGAAAUGUAUUCAACCACUUAUAAACCCUGACCAGAACUUAAAUCUAUCUAAAGAUGGCCAUAUUGUGCAGUCCCAGGAAAGUGAAACUACGCCAACAAAGCGAAGCAGGACUUGUAACAAAAAACAAACCACACCAAAUGCAAGGCCAGUUUAUGAUGGAUACUGCCCAAGCUGCCAGAUGCCUUUCUCUUUACUGUUAGCCCAGACACCUCGGUGGCAUGUUACUGAAUGUUUGGACACUCAAGGAUCCACAGAAAAAGAGUGUCCUGAUGGUCUACUGUGCACUUCCACCAUUCCAUCGCACUACAAGCGCUAUACCCAUUUCAUACUUGCUACAAGCAGAGCAGGGGAUUAUUUUGCCAGCUCUUCAACAUAUAGCCCAGAGAGAAAGUUCACAUGCUCUGAUGCUACUAACUCAAGCUGUUUCUCAGGCCUUGUGGAUGGAACCUCACAGCAUGAGAAACUGACCAGGAAUGUAAGAAAUGCCUCAAAUGAGGAUCAUACAUUGGUGAUACAGAGUUCAACACAAGCAAAAUCUCCAAAUGUAACCAAUGUAAAUACUGUGUCUUCCACAAACAUUCUAAAGCCCCAACAGACUCUUCUACUUACACAGUCUGCAGAUGAUAAUGGCCAGCUUGACUCUUUGGAUUUUCCAUUUUCUCAAGGAAGCGAAGCUAGUGGAGAUCUGGAUAGUCAGAAUGAUUCUAAUCAGUUAAAGCUGCUACUUCCAGAAGCUGACUUCAGUGACUGUGAAAUUUCCUACUCUCCACUUAAUACUGAUGAGGAAAAUGAAGAGGAAACAGAGGAGGAGGAGGAGAAGAAAGUAAAAAAUUCACAAAAGAGAUUAUUUCACACCCAGAACUCUGAAGAUGAGAGCCCCAAAAAGGAGGAAUCUAGCUGUAUGUCGUUUACUAAAUUGGAUUGUUCUCCACUUCAGCAAGUACACAGGUAUGGCUGCCUUAAGCUAGGUGGUUUCAUAAUACAAAAUGAACCUUGUGAAGAAUUGAAUGGACUGAGUAGUUUAGAUGGUUUUGUUAAGCCUGUUUCUCAGGAGCACAUGAACAACAUGUUCUCUAAUUCAGGAAGUGCUGCUAAUCAGUUAAAACACCCACAAGGGGCACUGACUGCACAAUCCUCUCUUUCCCUUAAUUAUGAGAUAACUAAGAAGGAAUUUGAUUGGCCAACAUUCAGUGCCUCUGUUUCUAAUACAGGUAAUUUGGAGCUAAAAGAUUUUAAUACUUGCCAUUUGGAUUAUGCAAACUUGGCUGUGGGUGAUCUAUCAUUGUCCUUGAAAGUCAAAGAAGAAGGUGGUAAAUCUUUUCUGUCAAGGCAAAGUGAAGUUUCGAAGGAACCUAGUAACUUCCUAAUCAAUAGAAAUAAAAUGACUACUAACACAAGUGGAACUACAUUAUACCAGAAGAGUUCACAGCCAGUAAUAGAGGAAGAAGGAAGUCUUCCUAAUACAGCGGCUGUACCCCUUCCCAGUACGAUCUCUCAAAUGCUGCCAUCUGUUUCUGUUGCAAAUGUGAAAGCCAAAUCUAUUUCAGCCAAAGAACUGAAACAAAUGGACAUUGGUGUUUUCUUUGGGUUAAAACCCAAAGCAAAAGAAGAGAACAAAGGAAAGAAACAUUUUGGUGAGGGAACACAAGCCUCAAGUCCUAUAACUCCCAAUGGAAAGAGGCCCAGACAACAAAAGAGAAAAGCUGAAGGAUCUGUGGGGGACAUAGAUGCGGUCACAGAAAGCUCAAAUAAAAAUGGAGUCUGUGUAGAUACAACAUCUGGUGUGAAGCGAAGUUGGAGAAAAAGAUUUAGAGAAUCAUCUUCUACCGAAGAAGGAACAAAAAACAAAAAGUGUCCCUUUUAUAAGAAGAUACCAGGAACUGGUUUUACAGUUGAUGCAUUUCAGUAUGGAGAAAUCGAAGGUUGCGUAGCCUAUUUCCUCACUCAUUUCCAUUCUGAUCAUUAUACUGGCCUAACAAAAAAAUGUACAUUUCCAAUCUAUUGUAAUAAGAUAACUGGCAACUUGGUGAAGAGUAAACUUCGAGUGCAAGAACAGUAUGUCCAUACAUUGCCAAUGGAUACAGAGUGUAUAGUGAAUGGAAUCAAAGUGGUCCUGCUUGAUGCCAAUCAUUGUCCAGGUGCCACAAUGAUCCUUUUUUGCCUUCCCAAUGGAACUGUCAUGCUGCACACUGGGGACUUCAGGGCAGAUCCUUCUAUGGAGCAAUGUCCUCUUCUGAUCAGUCGAAAGAUUCACACCCUGUACUUGGAUACUACAUACUGCAGUCCUGAAUAUACUUUUCCUUCUCAACAAGAGGUUAUCCAGUUUGCUAUCAACACUGCCUUUGAGACAGUAACUCUAAACCCACGUACAUUGGUCGUCUGUGGAACCUAUUCCAUUGGAAAAGAAAAGGUCUUUCUAGCAAUUGCUCAAGUUCUGGGCUCUAAAGUGAGCAUGUCCCAAGAUAAAUACAAAACACUGCAGUGCUUAGAGUCUGCAGCUGUUAAUUCCCUCAUCACCAUGGACUGGAACAAUACUUUGCUUCACCUUCUUCCCAUGAUGCAAAUUAAUUUUAAGGGCUUGCAGAACCACUUAAACAAGUUCUCAGAGAAGUUUGACCAAGUUCUGGCUUUCAGGCCCACUGGAUGGACGUACUCCGAUUCAUGUCACACUCUGGCAGAUAUCAAACCUCAGACCAGGGGAAAGAUCACCAUAUAUGGGAUUCCUUACAGUGAACACAGCAGUUACCUAGAAAUGAAACGAUUUGUCCAGUGGCUCAAGCCACAGAAAAUCAUCCCCACUGUAAAUGUCGGUGACUGGAGAGCCAGAAACAUGAUGGAGAAGCAUUUUAGAGACUGGAAGAUGGAGCCUACUCAGCAGAGGGAAGAAUGUACGUUCCAAAGGACGUGUGCUGGGGGAGGGACUGAACUACCCAGGACUUUUAUCUAGCCUUCCUUUUUCUAUGAAGCCUCUUUGAGAAGAAACAAGCUGCCAUUCUCCUGCAAGAGAGAGUACGGUCAUAUUCUCCCCCAAGUGAGCCUAACUUUCCUAUGUAACCAUUAGCCUAUUUUCUCCUAGCUUACACUUUCAAAAAAACUGCAAAUGUGUCUGACGCUGAAUACUUUUCCAAAAUAACCUGAAUUUGCUUUCCACCAAACUAUCCAGUAAAACACUUAAGGACUUUCAUAAGUUUAAGCACCUAAAUAGUCCCAUUGACUUCACUGGGACUGCUCAGAUGCUUAAAGUUCGGCACAUGCUGAAGUGCUGGAUUACAGCCUAAGUUUCACUCCUCUUUGCCAUCUUUUACUGGCAUGAUAUGGCUUUAGGAUGUUGCAGAGCUCAAGGAAAGAAACUGAACCAUGAUUAUUACCAGUGUGUCAGAAUUAUACACUCUUUCUGAUAUCCGUCUAAUGUCCAGAUGUAUGACACUGGCCUUUAAAAUGGGGAACAGACCACCCCAUUUUACUAAAGGUACAAAAGGACAUUUGAAUUAAGGUGGUAUUAAUCAUUUAAAAGGAGGUGGAGUUUUCUGUCAUUUCAGUACCAAAUCAAGCGUUUCUGAGAAAUGACUGAGGGGAUGACAUCAGUUCAUGUGGCACUGUGUAAAUUCUGAGGGCAGGUUGUUGCAUUGGGAGGGAGAGCUGAGGGGUUGUAACACUAAUGUUUUCACAUAUCUGCAAACUUUACACCGUAACAGAGGACCAGUUUGGGCUGCUACAGUAUUGUGCAGUUAGGCACUUUGUAGAAAAUAAUGAAUGUUUAUAAAGAUACUCCCAUCCUUGUGUAUUUUUAACGUUCAAUAUAUGUACAAUUUUUAUAAAUCUAUUUUAAAUAAAGACUCUAAA
This is a messenger RNA of Chrysemys picta bellii (western painted turtle), 5335 nucleotides long. RefSeq names its product DNA cross-link repair 1A (gene DCLRE1A). NCBI's taxonomy places the organism in Eukaryota, Metazoa, Chordata, Testudines, Emydidae. The record is from RefSeq and is a predicted model, not a curated record. Gene Ontology annotation, molecular function: damaged DNA binding; 5'-3' DNA exonuclease activity. Gene Ontology annotation, biological process: double-strand break repair via nonhomologous end joining; interstrand cross-link repair.